UUCGGUGUGUAGACUUGCGUACUGUAGUGUUAGCGAAAAGGUUUUCUGAAGUGUCAGUUUGUCUUAGUUAAGAUAAGGUUUGGUUUUUGUCGUCGUGAACUUUAGGAGCAGAGUUUUGUUUUUAAAAGUCAAACAAACAGACUACAACGAACAAACAGGCAAAUUAAGUUUGCUGCGUAACUUAAAGCUAAAAACAAACUGUAGCUAGCUAGUUCAGCUGCGUCUCAUUCCCUAACGUCGCGUUACAUGAGAACGAGCAGUUAACAAUGCAAGAACAUGGUAGUCUUGAGAGAAGGUAUGUGUCCCGGGCUGGAUGAGGAUUUAGUGCGGGACCUGCGAGCUGCUGAUAUUAAAACAGUGGAGGACCUGGUCUCAUCUGACAUUGAGGAGCUUGCACAGAAAUGUUCUGUGUCCUAUAAGGCCUUGUUCGCCAUCCGCAGAGUGCUGCUGGCCCAACACACAGCGUUCCCUGUGUCCGGCGCUGAUCUGUAUGAGGAACUAUUGAGUUCAACAGCUAUCCUCUCCACUGGAAAUCCCAGCUUAGAUAAACUGCUGGAUUCGGGGUUGUAUACUGGAGAGAUAACAGAGCUGUCAGGAGGCCCAGGAAGUGGCAAAUCUCAGGUGUGUUUUGGUGUCGCGGUGCACAUUUCAUACCAACUGAAGCAGAGUGUGAUAUAUAUUGAUACGACAGGAGGGCUGACUGCCAUGCGCUUGCUUCAAAUGCUACAGACUGAAACAAGUAACACAGAAGAGCAGAUGGAAGCUCUUCAGAGGAUCCACAUCUUUCGUUUGUUUGACAUCUUCUCCUUACUCGACUGUCUGUACAGUCUUUGCAGUGGUGGGCUUCAGCAGGCAUCUGUUGGCGGUGGCUCUGCCAAGGCAGUGAUUGUGGACUCGGUGUCGGCUGUUAUCUCUCCUCUACUGGGAAGCAAACAAAAUGAAGGGAUGUCCUUGAUGAUACAAGUGGCAGGAAUUCUGAAGACGCUGGCGAAGGACUUCAAUGCUGCUGUUUUAGUUACAAACCAUGUAACGAGAAGCGGCAGCGGGGAGGUGCAGCCAGGCCUCGGUGUAUCAUGGAGUCACAUCCCCAGAACCAGAGUCCUGCUGGAGCGAGCAGAGAAGGCCACGGCUGUCAGCCGCUCCAGUUUGCGUUCUGCAACACUGAUCAAGUCUUCUAGACAGCCUUGUCACAUCAAAGAAGAGUUCGACUUGCAGUGGUGGAGUCGCUCGCAAGUAGAACCCUCAGGAAAGCGAAAAUUGGAUGAGACUGAUUCCUGAUGAGAGCCGACUAUAAUCCUCUGACCAAAG
Messenger RNA from Seriola aureovittata, 1308 nucleotides. It is a transcript of the gene rad51d, whose product is annotated as RAD51 paralog D. The record is from RefSeq and is a predicted model, not a curated record. NCBI's taxonomy places the organism in Eukaryota, Metazoa, Chordata, Actinopteri, Carangiformes, Carangidae. Bases 277 to 1278 code for a protein of 333 amino acids. Gene Ontology annotation, molecular function: ATP binding; four-way junction DNA binding; ATP-dependent DNA damage sensor activity. Gene Ontology annotation, cellular component: replication fork; Rad51B-Rad51C-Rad51D-XRCC2 complex; centrosome. The transcript is spliced from 10 exons. Gene Ontology annotation, biological process: DNA strand invasion; telomere maintenance; reciprocal meiotic recombination.